AUGGAGUGGAACAACUCGCGCCUCCGCAGCCAGUCUGCGUUUCUGCAGCAACCGCCGUUGCGACCAUCGACAACCUCGCGCUCUCCUUACUGGAACUACGGCGACGGCGACGGAGAAGAGUAUAACACUCCACCCCAGCACGAUGUUGUCCUGAGACCCGCGCGCUACAACAACGUAUUGCUGCCGCCUCCGCCGAUCCCGUCGCUCAAGGCCGAGUCGUCGGGGGACACCACGAACAACGGGGGCGUGCUGCUCCAGUCGUUCAACUCGCUGGGCAUGCCGCAGCUUGAGGAGUCGACCGAGUUCCAGCCGUUCUUCACGUCCCAGAGCUCGAGCUUCUCGGACAGUGCCUUUUUCCAGCCGAGCCAGCAGCAGCAUCCAGCGCCGCCCACACUGCCAGAGCUGCAAGUGCAGCAGCAGCCGAGCGAGCAGCUUCCGUCCCAGUUCUCGCAGUUCGGACAGUACGCGACGGGGAUGUCAAGCUACUACGCACCAUCGAUGCCCCUGACGCCCCCUCCGCCUGCAGCGCGCCAGUCCGUCGACUACUUCCCGGAAGGCAUCCCAACGCUCCACAGCGUGCACAGUCCCGUCCCGACACUACCGUCGAGUUUCGGCCAGCACGCACAGCAGCAGCAGUCUGCCCCCGCGGAAUCGUUCCAUGGCGUGAAGAAGCGAGGUGGAGGUCGCCUGAGCGCGCCAUUCACGAGCAUGUCCACCGUGCACGAGCCCAAGUUCUCGCCGGACAAGCGCAAACUCUGUUGCGUGGAAGGCUGCAAGAGCCAAGCGCGAGCGUUCAACCGCUGCAAGCGGCACGGCGGGUCCAAGCGCUGCUCGAGUCCAGGCUGCACCAAGAGCGUGCAGAGUCGCGGGCUGUGCAUCCGCCACGGCGGUGGCUCCCGUUGCCAGGAGCCCGGGUGUUCUCGAGCGUCGCAGAGCCACGGGCGGUGCAAGAUGCACGGCGGAGGACGUCCGUGCAUCGUCGUCGGCUGCGAGAAGAAGGCGCAUCUGAAGCGGCUGUGCCGCAAACACGGCGGCGGCGCCAAGUGCUGCGUGGCCGGCUGCGAGAAGUGGGCCCAGCGUCAGGGCAUGUGCAUGACGCACUCCAAGGUGGUGGCGACGCAGCCGAGCGGCAUCGGCCUCAUCGGAGACGCGUUCCUGGACAGCCGCAAGCCGUCGCCCGCUCCGUCAGCCUCCGGUUCCUCCUCGUCGCCGUCGCUGCAGUUUUUCGCCGAUAUUAUGCGGGCGUGA
Phytophthora sojae is the source of this 1248-nucleotide messenger RNA. RefSeq lists its product as hypothetical. NCBI's taxonomy places the organism in Eukaryota, Oomycota, Peronosporomycetes, Peronosporales, Peronosporaceae. The record is from RefSeq and is a predicted model, not a curated record. The transcript has 3 exons. Bases 1 to 1248 code for a protein of 415 amino acids.